Messenger RNA from Corticium candelabrum, 1750 nucleotides. RefSeq names its product neurogenic locus notch homolog protein 1-like. Gene Ontology annotation, molecular function: peptidase inhibitor activity. NCBI's taxonomy places the organism in Eukaryota, Metazoa, Porifera, Homoscleromorpha, Homosclerophorida, Plakinidae. Gene Ontology annotation, cellular component: extracellular region. Bases 71 to 1564 code for a protein of 497 amino acids. The record is from RefSeq and is a predicted model, not a curated record. The transcript has 10 exons.
UGCAGUCAGACUUCUAGUGCAAUCUGGACCGGCGACGUUGGAUCUACUGCAUUGAAAGCGAAUUCGAAUAAUGAGUCGACACUCUUUCUCUCUUCUUCUUCUCGCUUCCUUACUGGGAGUGAUAUCAGCUCUGUCUCUCGUUCCUACGCGUUGCAAAGAGUUGUUUCGCGACUGUAACAAGGAAGCUCUGUGUGGAGUUCGCUCUUGUACGGUUGUGGAGAGAUGCUGCACGAGUGGGUGGGGCUACAAUCGGUGCUACACUAACAGAAGGAAGGAACGCGAGUGUGGACCGUUCCAGUGUGAAAACGGAGGAACGCGACUUCCUUUGCGCGGUAAACGUGAAAUCAGUUAUGGUGGAUGCGAGAUACCGACACCACAGUGCGCAUGCCCAAAAGGCUUUGGUGGACAAUGUUGUGAAGAACUGAUUGAUCCCUGCACUUACACCAAGUGUGGAGCCGGACAAAUUUGUAAAUCAGUGAAAGUGGUCUGCAAGAAGGCUCCAUGUCCUCUCCAAGCUAUCUGCGUUUCAGACGUCGGUAUCUGCCCAUUGUUUCCAAACACAAUCACAACAUGUGAAAUCAAACCAUUUUCGUGUGGAAACGACUCGCAUUGUUCUGAUGGUCAAUUGUGUUGCAAACGAGGAUGCGGCCGUGAAUGCAUAAAGUCUCUACCAUCUGGAACGACCGGUUGUGCUCGGGUUGUCUGUCGACCUGGAACGGUUUGCAGAGAGAGUAGCGUUGGUGUUUUAUGCCCCGUCCUAGGACCAUGCGAAAAGAGAGUAGAAUGCGUGCCUGAAGUUGUGGAACCUACCGAUACAACUACAACUACUUCAGUGGUAGAAGCUACAGUUGCAGAACCUACAAAUAGACCUGGCACUUGUCCUCGUUAUACCAAAAUUGGAAAACCACCUUGUGAAAAGAACUGCAAUGACGACGCGGACUGCAAAGGAAAGCAGAAGUGUUGCGAAAAACAUUGCUCACGCGUCUGCGUUGAUCCCUUGUUUAAAGUCGAAAAUCCUUGUGCAAGAGAUGAUUGCAAACCAGGCCAUGUGUGUGUUCCCAAUAUCUGUUUUUCUCCGCCUUGUAAAAAGUUCAGAUGCAUUCCACGACUAGUUCCUGCUCCUUGUCCACUGGUUGCUUGCCCAAAAGGCCGGAUCUGCAAAAAGGUACCGAUUCCGUGCCUCAUUCCGCCGUGUCCAGAACAGUACAGAUGUGUUCCCUCGAUUGUGCUACAUUCUGAAGUCGAUGUAAAUCCGUGUGCUAGAAUAAGAUGCGCAGCUGGCACAUCGUGCCAAGUCCAGAAGGGUCGUGCAGAAUGUGUGAGACCUGGCACGUGUCCCAAAUUUCCCGGUCUCGUCACGACGUGUCAAAUCGGUCCCGGAUAUUGUCGGAGCGACAUCGAGUGUCGGGUAGGCGAGAAAUGCUGCAGAAGAGGAUGCGGUCCGGAAUGCGUUCGAGUUGACAAACUUAUACUAAGUCCGUGUGCUAUUAAACUGUGUCCUAAAGGCACCAUUUGUGUUGAAAGAAAAGGCAAAGGCAUCUGCGAGAUUACGGACAACAACUGACGCCACAGUUUGACACUGAAUGAUGUGGGCAAUCCUGCAUCAUCGUUUUACUUUUAAUAUCAAUAUUGACUUGAAAUCUUACAAAUGGUUACAAGCGUAUCACAUAACCAGAUGUAAAACUGUGCGUAGUGUGACAAAUGAUUAGCUGUUUAGACAUUUAUCAAUAAAGAAUAUACGUGUUCAAGA